AUGUAUACUCGCCUAGAGGACCAGGAACCCAAGGGCCUGGCGACACUAUGCUAUGUGAUCUUCCUCGGCACGUUCGAGUGGGGUAUGGUGAUCCCCACGCUGUGGCCCUUGCUGCAAAGAAUGGGCUCCCCUGAGAUGUAUUUUGGGCUUGUGAUUGGCACCUUCUCGCUGACUCGAGUAAUUUGCCAGCCGAUUAUCGGAGCUUUGGGAGAUCGCUGGGACUUCCAGGUGCUGCUGUGCAGCUGCCUGCUUUGUUCAGCAUUGGGAGGCUCGGGCCCGUGGGCUACGGUCGAGGCAGCCUACGACAAAAUCUCUGCGAAUUUUGCAGAAAGCAGGCAUGUUCAGUCAGCCCUGGAUUUGGGCUUCCGCCGCAUCUUUGCCCUGGACUUGUCCGAGGGCAUGCUCCAGGCAGCUCAACGGCGGCUCGGAGACAGCGGAGAAAGCGUGGUUUUCUUGCAUGGCGACACCAGGCGUGUGCCCUUGCCAGAUGAAUCCGUCCAGGAUGUCCUUUCCUGUGCGGUCUUGCACCACCUGCCCCUGGCGGAGUCCAGAGCUGCCUUGCAAGAUUUCAGACGCCUGCUUCGGCCAGGGGGACGGCUCCUGGCAUCCUGCUGGGAUCCUCGAGCAAAAGCUGUGGCGAAGCGAGGAAAGCCCGCGGAGGACGGCAUCGAGGCUCAUGCUUACUGGGUUGCCUGGCGGUGUGCAGAUGGAAGCGAUGUCCAACGAUGGUACAACUUACCGCCGUUGGAGGUGAGGCGGCAAAGUUGGAGUGACGUACCGGGCCUUCUCCUCGAGAGAGUGGAGCUUGAUGGAGACAAUCAGGUCUUCGAGUGGCGCAAACUCCCAGAGACCGGCUCCUGA
Messenger RNA from Symbiodinium necroappetens, 861 nucleotides. Lineage: Eukaryota; Dinophyceae; Suessiales; Symbiodiniaceae. The record is from the annotation of a GenBank genome assembly.